Messenger RNA from Sander lucioperca (pikeperch), 1967 nucleotides. RefSeq names its product ABI family, member 3a (gene abi3a). Gene Ontology annotation, molecular function: SH3 domain binding. The coding region runs from base 168 to 1739 and encodes 523 amino acids. The record is from RefSeq and is a predicted model, not a curated record. Gene Ontology annotation, cellular component: lamellipodium. NCBI's taxonomy places the organism in Eukaryota, Metazoa, Chordata, Actinopteri, Perciformes, Percidae. The transcript has 12 exons.
CAUCAGACAGAGACAGACAGACAGGCGAACAGACAGACAGGCAGACAGCAUCAGAGACUGCACUUAUUCACACGUGAACUUCUCCUGCAGAUUCUUUUCUUCUUUCCGAAAUACUCUGUAGGAAGUACUUUAAGAGUAGAAAGUGAAGUAUUGUCUCUGGAACAGCGAUGAAGGAGCAGAAGCUUGAAGAGGAAGUGAUGAAGAUUCUGGAGGAAGCACCGAGCGCCAGAAAGGCUCUGCUGGAAAACUACGACAACCUGCUCAACGUGGCCGACUACUGCUACAACAACUACAUACAGUCAGGUGACGGCAGCCUGGCGGCGUUGGAGGAAACCAAGAACUUCACCACGCGGUCUCUGGCCAGUGUAGCGUACCAGAUCAGCUGUCUGGCCAGCAGUGUGCUGAGUCUGCUCGAUGCUCAGAACAAUCAGCUGCGUCACAUGGAGUCCUCCAUCAACCUCAUUGGUCAGACGGUGGAGAUGCACAAAGAGAAGGUUUCCCGGAGAGAGAUCGGCGUCUUCACGGCGGUCCGACGCGUCCCGCGCUGCCACAAGAUCCUCCCCCCCCCUCAGCCUCCUGCCGGGCCUCAACCCCGCCCCCCGUACAGCCGUCGGCCAAUCAGCUACCAGCAGUUGGACGGCCUGGGACACGGCAUGAAGGUCUCUGGGAAACAGUCGGAGCGAACAGGAACGAUCCGUAAACACGGCGCCUCCACCAGGUCCACCAAACCCCCGGAGCCAGUGCAGUGUCCCGUGGUGCCCCCUGUCAGCGGCUCUAGUUUUGGGAAACCUGUGGCUGCGCCCACCAUCCCCUCCACAUACCAGGCUCCACCUGAGAGUGACAUCAUCAGCACCCUGCUGCUCGACGCCCCGCCCCCCCCUCCUCUCCCUCAGUAUGAUGAUGUCACUGACGCCCCGGCUCUGCCCCCUCCACCUCCUGAAUCGCCCGGAGAGAUGUCGGCCUUGCCCCCCCCUCCGCCUCCCCCUCCUCCUUCAGAGGCUGUGACCAAUCACAGUGCAGCACCGCCGCCGGCUCCGCCCCUCAGCCUAGAGACAGUGGUGGAGGAGAGCAGCUUCCCCCCUCCCUCUCCUCCCCCCCCUCCUCCCUCUGAUGAUGACGGCUUUCCUCCGCUGCCCAAUGAGCUGCCAGCCCCGCCCCCUCCACCUCCACCCAGCCAGGAAGUAGACGUGACCCUCCCGUCCAGGAGGAGUCGCCACCGCCGCUCACCGCCCACUACUCGCUCUCUGUCUCUGAGAGUCCGUUCUGGCCCUGCCUCCCGCUGCUGCUACACGCGCUCUCUCUUCCUGCCCGCUGUCCAAUCAUUGAUGAUCCCCCCUCCUCCCCCCUACCCGCCCCCCAACGCUCCUCCUCCAUCCUUCCCUUUGCUCCCGCGCUCCUCUUCUUCCUCACAUCGACUCUGCUUACCUGCUCGCCUCCAACACCUGGAUCUGGAGCUCCCAGCCACGCCCCCUCCUCUCCUAUUGGAUGAUCUUGGAGGGUUUGAUGACAUCAUGCCUCCCCUCCCUCCACCGGUAGACUACGACACGGACGAGCCCCCACAAUACCUCGAGAAAGUGGCGGCGCUGUACAGCUACGAGGCGUCCAAACCAGACGACCUGUCGCUCACCGUCGGCGACGUCAUCUACCUGACGCAUCGCCACAGUGACGGCUGGUGCGAGGGUGUUCUCCGCGGCAACCGGGGCUUCUUCCCCGAGAACUACGUCCAAUCAUGUGGCUGAAGACUGAAGCCCCAACAGGAAACACAGGAAGUCUUUUAGGAAUGUUUACUUACAUAAUAAACCAAUAUAUAUAUAUAUAUAUAUAUAUAUAUAUAUAUAGAGAGAGAGAGAGAGAGAGAGGUAAUGAUAAUAAAAUUAUCAAAAGUUUAAAAAAUUGUAAAAAAAAAUCAACAUUUUUACGACGUUUUCUUCAAUUUAAAACGACAAUUUCACUUUUACAAGAAAAAA